UUAGGAACCACCUCACAAUCAUACAACGAUAAAAACAGUUAUAACCACACGUAGAAUAGUAAUACACAAAAUCCAUAAACAUAAAUUCCUCUAAAAGACCCUUUCUACCUGUACACCAUAAAGAACCUACUGAUUCUGCGCAAAUCUCUCCGUUUCCUUUGUAAUUCAUAACCUAGUUCGCCAUCGGAAUUGCAUCAAAUAUGUAGCCAAAUAAUACGUCUUUGUGAUAAAAAUACAAGCUUUUCGACAAAAAAUACUUACAAAAUGUCGUGUUUAAUUCAGUUAUUUGUGAUUAUUGUAAAAUAACAGUGUAUUUAAUACAAAAAUCCUGUUUUGAGAGGGAAAUUGCAAUGUGUUAAGCUUAGGUGUUUAAAUAUUUAAAAAAAGAAACGUCCCAUUAUUAAGUUUUAAACUUUUUUUUAAUAAAACAAGGUGUUUAAUUAUGUCUAGUUGUGAAACGUAAACAUUGGUGUUUUAAUAGGGUCAUUGUUCUCGCUGUUUGGUUGUAAAUAUCGAUUUUAUAGAAAUGGCGCGCAUUUCAAAUGUUUUUGUAACUCUUCGAAAGUAAUAAAAAAAUUCAAGUGUCAAUCAAUUCGAUUUUGAAUGUGUUACUCAAUCAUUUAAUUAGAUUUAAAUGAUGCAUUAAAAAGUAAUAUUAUUAAAAAAAUUGUUAUCGAUAUUUAAAAUUCGAUUGGUAAACUAUCGAUAUGCAAUCUAGUGAUGUCAUGCAAGUGCUACAGUAUCAAGUAUCGACACCGCAAUCGACUAUCGCAGCGGACGUGGGACAACACUAUGUACCGCCACCACCGUAUUUUGCUUCUGUCGGCUGCAGCGGCAACGAGACCUCAUGCCGUCGCCGCAAAUACGCGUGGUGGUGCUGCGGCUGCGGAGCCCUAUCCGCAGCCCUGGGGGGCCUGCUCGCCGCACAGCACAUCCUGCUGCGUGCGUACACCGCCUCACCGCACCAUCUGGAAACCGUGCCCGCUGCCGUGCCGGCUGCUAUGUUGGUUCUGACAGGGGUGUGCAUCAUGAGUCUCGCGCGCCGCCGCAACCGAUACAGCUAUAUGGUAAGAAAAAUAAAAGUAGUUGGAGCCUGCUGCCUCGUAUGUGCUUUGACCUGUGUCCUAGUAACUAUUACUACCACUGUGAUACACAUGAAUAAACUUCAAACGUUAAAAUUCUGCGACUACACGAAGCUGACAAGGACCUGCACCUGUUACUCCAUGCCUACUGACUCCCAGCACAGCGGGUCUGACGACGAAGGAGUCCGCUGCGCGUUCGAGGGAGUCACAGACUGCGGCGUGGUGCACGGAGCCCUGUACUGGUGCCUUCGAGGGGUCUUUGCCCUCUCGGUCAGCGCGGUGCUGGUCUGCAUCUUCAGCUGUAUGCUGGCUUAUCAGUUACUAAGUCAUGAACGUAAGAAGAUGUACUGGGAACAGCUGGAGCUACGUUGCAGGUCUCUGUAUCGUCCACCGAGCGGACAGCCCGCUGCUACUGGCAGACCUGUGCAGACUAACUGCAGUUGCUGCGCGCAGUGUCACACUACACAGCCUGCGUGGGACUUCAGUCUCCAACACAGAUUUUGGGCACCCGGUCGUAUUGGAAACCUAUAUUCUCCAAAUCCUGGCACGGGCAGAAAAACUUCUCCAUGGAGUUGGUUUCCUUGGCCCAGGGGAAAUAGUCAGAAUUCCCGAUGUAGAAUGAGCGGCGUGCCACAAUCAGGGGACAGUGCUUACGGCUUUUGCGAAAAUGAACCCAAUCAAAAUCCGUCACAGCAAUACGAAGAACGCACUUACCCAGCCAAUUUCAACCAAUUUCGCGGCCAAAACCCGCAAAACUUUACCCAAAAUCCAGCAAAUUUUACCCAAAACCCAGCGAAUUUCACUCCAGCAAAUAUGAAUUUUCAACAAUCAUCGGCGAAUUUUGUGCAAAAUCCGGGAAGCUUUGGUCCAAGUCAGUUUGGUCAAGGAUCUAGUUUCGGGCAAGGGAGCAGUUUUGCCCAGGCUGGGUAUCAGGAAGGGUUUGGUGAAGCGAGUGGGAGUUUCGAUGCACAGACUGGGGUGUGGGGACCUCCACCGCCUUACAGUCCUCAAGGAAGAAGUGGCAGCAGACACCACCUUCACCAUCAAGACCCGGCUGCUGCAACGUUAUUACACCACCACCACAUUGACCACCGCAACAUACAUGACCACAUACAACCACACACGUGCACUCGCAACUAUCUGAUACAACCCGAAUUAUCCCGUAUCCCUGACGCGACUCGGAUAAACCCGGAACUUACUCGUAUCAACCCGGAAUUGGCUCGUAUCAAUCCAGAAUUAGCUCGCAUCAACCCAGAACUGACUCGAAUAAAUCCGGAACUAACUCGAAUAAAUUCGGAAAUGACUCGAAUAAAUCCGGAAUUGACUCACAUGUACCCAAACGAUCCGAAUGAAAUCGCCCGGUUGCAGGAAAUGGUUGCAAUGGGUCCGGAAAGGUUUAACACGCUACGGGGUCAUUUGGUCCCGUAUAGGGGGUGUCAGAGAUCCCUAGGAAUGAGUUCGGGCAAUUUGCAUUGUAGGGAAGAGGUUGCGAUUGAAUGCUUGCAUCAGAAGAGUGUUAGCAAAGUUUCAGAUCAGAGCAGUGACUCUUGUCAGAAGCAAGGCAAAGAAAAUUUGGGCUUCCAGAACGAUAAACAUUCUCCUAUACGGUCGUCGAUGCAAGAUUGUCACCGCGGCGCGAACCAGAACGCAGAGUCGGAGGUAUACUUCGCUGAUGUGUCGAGUUGCUGUAACGUGAGUGUCAAGGCUGAUUGCUGCCUAAAUCCGAACGUCUCAGCGCUCGUAGGGACAAUCGAGAACCAUCCAGAAUCCACGUCCGAAUCAGACACGGGAUCAUUCACCUUAACCCGUCAGCAACGUCCGCAGCCGCAAGUUGGCUCGAAACGACGGAACAGACAGACAGACAAACACAAAACACAGGACAAAAGACAGGACUUCAAUAACUCCAUACGACUCACCGAACAACAAAUCGAACACUUGAACAACUCAAUGAGAAUGAGUGAACGGAUGACUGAUAGACUCAGUGAUCGAAUGAGUGACAUUAGAAUGAGUGAUCGGAUCGAUUCUAGAGAUAGAUUAGAACGUAUUGAGUCAAGAGAUCGACUGAAUGGUGAAAGAAUCGAGUCCAGAGAUAGAUUGAACGAUUCCAGAAUUGAAAGAGAAUCGAUAGAUCGUAUAGACACUAGAGUCGAUAGAGUGAAUGACUCGCGAGAUCGUUUGAAUGAAGCGAGAUGCGAUCGAAUGAGUGACAGAGAUAGAUUGAACGAUUCUAGACCCGAUCGGGUUUGUGAAAGGGAACGGGAUCCUAGAAUUGAUCGAAUGAGUGAUCGUGACAGGUUGAACGAUUCCAGAAUCGAACGAAUAAGUGAACGAGAUAGACUUAACGAUUCUAGAGUCGAACGAAUUAGUGAACGUGACAGAGUGAACGAUUCAAGAAUUAUGAGCGAUCGGUUAAACGAUUCUCGUAUUGAACGUAUUGACCAGAGUAGAUUGAGUGAUUCUAGAGUUGAUAGAAUCAGUGACCAGAGUAGAUUGAGUGAUUCUAGAGUUGAUAGAAUCAGUGAUCAGAGUAGAUUGAAUGAUUCUAGGGUUGAUAGAAUCAGUGAUCAGGGCAGAUUGAAUGAUUCUAGGAUCGAUAGAAUCAGUGAUCAGAGUAGAUUGAAUGAUUCUAGAGUCGAUAGAAUCAUUGAUCAGAGUAGAUUGAAUGAUUCUCGUAUCGAUCGAAUUAGUGAACAAAGCAGAUUGAAUGAUUCUAGAAUCGAUCGAAUGAAUGACUCUAGAGUUGAACGUAUAUCCGACCGCUUCGAAGACCGUAGGAUGUCGGAUUUAAACGCGAGCAUAAGAAUCGAGGGUAGUCCUAAAAUGCGGACUCACAUGAGUCCAUUACGUAUGCCUCGAACGAGUCCCAAAAACUUGCCUAAAGAACAUCCGAGACAGUCUAGCUCGGAUUCCAAAGAGUUCUUUGUGGGGCACAAGGACACAGCACAUUCGCCUUUAUCACCUAACACAGAAGAGUCAUUAUUAUCUGACGAUGAUGACAGAAGGCAGGAAAUUGUGUAUUCCAACGAACCAGAGGGUUCCAAAUGCUUGGGACCAGACUCUCAAUAUGAACCGGAAAGAAAAGAUGAGAUUUUGAAAACUAACCACCAUCAUUGUUAUAGCGAUACGAAUACUAUGGACUCUGGGUGGCAGAGUGGGUCGGAAAAACAGGUUACAGAUUAAAAAUGAAAUAAAAAUAAUAUAAAUC
Messenger RNA from Maniola jurtina (meadow brown), 4287 nucleotides. RefSeq lists its product as uncharacterized. NCBI's taxonomy places the organism in Eukaryota, Metazoa, Arthropoda, Insecta, Lepidoptera, Nymphalidae. The record is from RefSeq and is a predicted model, not a curated record. Bases 708 to 4262 code for a protein of 1184 amino acids. The transcript is spliced from 14 exons.